Molecule: messenger RNA, 849 nt
Organism: Chinchilla lanigera (long-tailed chinchilla)
Lineage: Eukaryota; Metazoa; Chordata; Mammalia; Rodentia; Chinchillidae
Exons: 2
Coding region: 8-667 (219 amino acids)
Source: RefSeq, a predicted model, not a curated record
GCCCGGCAUGCAGGGAAGGAGGCAAGAGAAGCCUACCAAGCGAGGCCCUGCCCUAACGUUCAGAGCUCCGACUGUGUUCCACACGGGGACAGCAAAGGCAGGCUGUUCCUGCCCUCGGAGAGCUCCCGGGCGGGGCGGAGGUGGGGUGGAGGCCCCGUGGGGAGACCAGGGCUGGGACAGCACAAGUUGCGCACCUGUGCACCAAGAGUUGCUCCAGUUCUGCCCGGGAUACCAGGGAACGGCUCCAGGAGGAGACAGCCGUACAGCCAAACACAGAGAUGGGGCGCCCCCGCGUCCACACAAUCCCCCCGGCCCCACCCGGCCCAGCUGCUCCCCAGCCUCUUCCCUUCCCUUCCCCCACCCGUGCCCACCGGGGUCCACAGCUCACGGCCUUGCCCCUUGGUGGGCACAAGGCUUUCCAUGGUGCACAGCCUUGGCCCUCCACCACCUCCUUGCCUCCGGGACCCUGGGAACCUCUCUUCCCCAGAUCCUGCCACGCAAGGGGGGGUCCCCAAUCCAUCCAACAGUCCCCCGCCGUCCCCCCAGGGUCUUCUUCCUUGGCGGCCUCCUCCUGGUCUGUCCUGGGAUCCGGCUGCCCAGUCCCCCGUCUGUCCCCGUUUGGGGCACCCUCUCCAGACUCCAGGCUGGAGCUCUCUUUUCUACCUAGAUUUCCCUGAGACUGCUGUUGCUAGAAGCCCCUCCCCCCGCAGUCAUCGUGGAACUUGGGGUGCAGAACACGGCUCUGUGAGUGCGUGCUGCACGCUGCUCUCGCGGGGCGACGAGCCCGGUGGACUGAAAAGAGAAGUCACAGCGUCAGGAUCACAUAAACUACGGGAACAACAGUGGUAA